GGUAUAUAAUAACGAACCGUUCGCCUUUCAGCACUCAUAUUGUUAGGAUUCUUCGUUUGGAAUCGACUUCAAAAUGUCACGUUCCAACUCCGCAUCCAUGUCGUCGUUGUCGAUGAUGGUAAUAGCCUGUUUCCUGGUGUUGGCUUCAGCCGAAGAGAGAUCUUCGGUUGUGGAUCUAGAUCGCCAAUCGAAGCAGAUUCUGUUGACCCCCGAAUCGUAUCAUUUUCCUAGCUCCCCAUUACCGUACUUUAAUCCUUACGGACAACCGUUAAUGGUGGCAGUAGAUGUUUUCCCAGAUCCUAAUGCUGUGCCUUACGUUUAUUCGCCGUCUUCCUCUGGCAACUUGGGAAUGGAAAGGGCGUUUCAAAACCAACUAGCAGACAUUAAGAUAACACCAACAACGACAGAGUGUCUCUUAUCCGAUAUUACUAUCGACGGAAGUGUUCGUUGUCGUCAGGCCUCUCAAGCAAGGCGCGGAAACAUCUAUAUCAAAUUCAGCGCCGGCGACCAAAUAGCUAAUUUCGCAAUCACCGCACCAACGAAUUUCAACAUUAGGCUAACAUGUAGUGAAAAAUCGGACAACAUUAACGCUUUUACGCAAAGCGUUCGAAUCAGUAAAACAUCGGAUACGCCUGUCACGGAAAGCAACUACAUGAACAUAGCGGUGUAUAAUCCAAUAUCCGAUGCGGGGCGUAGUAGGCCUACAAUGUUCGCUGCGGUGCGUGUUACAGCGGAUGGCGUAUUGAAAUGCAGUUGGGAGUCCAGUCGCCAAUAAACAUUUGCUAGUUCAGUACGGUUGUAUGCCCCUAUUAUAUAGCAGGUCAGCAUUACGCAUUGACUAAUUCCGAGGCACUGUGUCGUCCUUAUUGGUCAGUGCAUACAAAUUUAAUUUGCAGUGGUGGAUAUUUGACCAUAUGUGUA
This is a messenger RNA of Daphnia carinata, 921 nucleotides long. RefSeq lists its product as uncharacterized. The transcript has 5 exons. Lineage: Eukaryota; Metazoa; Arthropoda; Branchiopoda; Diplostraca; Daphniidae. Bases 74 to 775 code for a protein of 233 amino acids. The record is from RefSeq and is a predicted model, not a curated record.